GCUUCACCUAGUGUUCUAAUCGAUUCCAUUUAUUUUCCAUUAGCAGAAAGAGAAAGUAGUGUACCUCUUAGAUGCUCAAGUAGAGUAGUUAUGGUAGUUCUUAAGGUAAGACCGUAAGAGGUCGCAAGUUUGAUUUCUGCAUCUGCAAUAAUUGACUGAGUCAGUCCCGCAUGUCUGAAGGAUAGGCUAAUUCAAUUUUAUUUAGUUAAUACUUUUAUCUGACUUGGGCAAUUAUCCAAGACAGCCAAAAGGAAAUUUGCAAUUCAGUCUUUUUGGGGAAAAAAAUAGUAUCAACGAUGUUACGUCUUGGGAUUUUUUUUUGGUGGUGGUUGAGGUGAAAAGCGCUAUAAUGCGAGAUUACAUUUUUUCUCCCUUUCAUGACGAAAAGUAUGCUUAUGCGGUCAUAGGCAUUUUGCAUUUGUUCCAUAUGAUAGCUACCUGUUUUGUGCACUGUGUUGUCCACUGCACAUUACCAACAUGGAUUGGAGAAAACAAUUGAAAAUGUUCUCCACUCAAGAGCAAUUUACCCAGUUAUGUUGUUUCUAUAAGAUUUUUCCUGUUCCGCAUAAGGCCUUACGAAUGCUGAAACUGGUCUUGACCUACUUACUGUACUGAUGCCUCUUUUUUCUAGACGAGACUCCGUGAAAAAUUAGAUCGCUUCUCUUGAUAAUUCAUGUAGUAAUAAUGAACAAUGGCAAGUGAUUUUUUCUGAUUGCUUUUAUACCAUAGAUACAAUUUUGGGAUAGCACACAUCAUGGGUUGCUUUGGUUGUUUUGAGCAAGAUGACAUGCACAAGGCUGCUGGUAAUGGGCCUUACACAACAACUCAUGCUGCAGGCAACCAUGGAGGCUAUCACGCAACAGAAACAGCACAAAAGGAUAAACAGAGUAUUAGCAUGCAGCCGAUAGCUGUGCCUGCCAUUCCUGUAGACGAGCUAAAGGACAUUACUGAUAAUUUCGGUUCAAAAUCGUUAAUUGGUGAGGGCUCUUAUGGAAGGGUGUACCAUGGGGUUUUGAAAAGUGGACAGACGGCUGCAGUUAAAAAGCUAGAUUCCAGCAAGCAGCCAGACCAAGAAUUUCUAGCACAGGUCUCUAUGGUAUCAAGGCUAAAGCAUGAGAAUGUUGUUGGGUUGCUUGGUUACUCUGUGGAUGGUGGUCUUCGUCGGAAAGGUGUGAAAGGUGCAGAACCAGGUCAAUUACUGUCGUGGGCCCAGAGAGUUAAAAUUGCUGUUGGGGCCGCCAAAGGACUAGAAUACUUGCACGAGAAGGCACAGCCUCAUAUCAUUCACCGUGACAUCAAAUCGAGCAAUGUUUUACUCUUCGAUGAUGAUGUGGCCAAGAUUGCGGAUUUUGAUUUGUCCAAUCAAGCCCCUGACAUGGCAGCACGUCUUCAUUCUACUCGUGUCCUUGGGACUUUCGGUUAUCAUGCCCCCGAAUAUGCAAUGACUGGGCAACUAAGCUCAAAGAGUGAUGUUUACAGCUUUGGUGUUGUGCUCUUAGAACUCUUGACUGGCCGUAAACCAGUUGACCAUACACUUCCUAGAGGGCAGCAGAGUCUGGUGACAUGGGCAACGCCUAAGCUAAGUGAAGACAAGGUGAAGCAGUGUGUAGAUGGUAGACUCAAUGGAGAAUACCCUCCUAAGGCUGUUGCCAAGAUGGCUGCAGUUGCUGCCUUGUGUGUGCAAUACGAAGCUGAUUUUCGGCCAAACAUGAGCAUUGUAGUAAAAGCUUUACAUCCUCUGUUGAAUACGAAUACGAAUACGAGUACUCGAUCUGGACCUCCACCCAACUUGUGAUUUCCUUUCUUAUCCUUAUACCUCAAAAUAUUUUGCUCAACUUCUUGUGAAAAAUGAUUGUAGACGAGGGGCUUCUAAUUAUUUUUGGUGGUGUAUAUUAAUUCCAUCCAUUGUUGUUUUGUUGGAGAUAUAUUUAUGAACCAAGUCACCAACUGUUGGAUAUAUAUAGAGCAAUGUUGAAAUUAUUGAAUGUAUAAAUAGAUAGUUAAAUGCUACUGUUGAGCAUUCUUUUGUGCACAUUCCUUUUAAAUUGCCCGUGUGCGUGAAGUAUUCUUUCAGAUUAAAUAGGGUGUUACUAUUCACCGC
Messenger RNA from Striga asiatica, 2101 nucleotides. NCBI's taxonomy places the organism in Eukaryota, Viridiplantae, Streptophyta, Magnoliopsida, Lamiales, Orobanchaceae. The record is from the annotation of a GenBank genome assembly.